Trichobilharzia szidati is the source of this 189-nucleotide messenger RNA. The record is from the annotation of a GenBank genome assembly. Lineage: Eukaryota; Metazoa; Platyhelminthes; Trematoda; Strigeidida; Schistosomatidae.
UGAAAAAAAUAUAACUGACUGGUCGAAAUUAGCUCAAUUACAAUUAACACUUGAUUUGAAUACAAUGAAGACAAUUAUACCAAAUCAAUUAUUUACAAAAGAAUCAAACGAACUGUUAAAGGAAAUAUGCAGUCGUUUCAAUAUUGAAAUAUCUCCAGCGUUGGAUCAUUUAAGCUUAGAAGAAUCAGA